CCACAUAAUGUUUUUGUCCCAAUAAUUAUUGCACCAAAACAAACAAAUUUGUUUCUCAAACUUACCAUAAACCAUACCUCAAAUCAUAAAGCUUCUAAAAACUACUUGACAUGAAAACUCUAAGCAAUCCUUUACUAUUUUUUCUCCUGUUCAUUACCCUUGUACAUGCAUACUCCCACCAUAAGACUACCAAUGACCUUGUGACCACUACAUGCAAGCAAACACCCGACCCGGUACUAUGCGAAGCCGAGCUCCGGUCCGACCCACGGAGCUCCAAGGCUGCUGACACUCAAAGCCUGAUCCUGAUCAUGAUAGACGAUGUUAAAACCCGGUUUUCGGACUCACUUCAAUAUGUUGAGGAGUUGGCCCGGAAGACCCAUGACCCGGAUACCAUCCGGGCCUUGAAGCAGUGUAUCCGGCUUUACAGGGUUGUGCUGGAUACAAGUAUAGAUUUAGCAGUUAGAGCGGUGAAGCAAGGGAAUCCAAAGUUUGGAGAACAAGCCAUGGUGGAUGCAGGUAAUGAGGCUGAGGCGUGCCGGAUGGCGUUCCCGGAGGAUAAGGUUCCGGGCCCAAUUCCGGGUCAGACACGGAUGCUUCAUGGUGUAUCUAAUGUGGCUGCUUCUAUGAUUAAGGAUUUGGAGUGAAGUUUUAGUUCCUUGUGUGGUAAAUACCAAGAGUAUUUGUUAAGUCCUUCAACAUACUUCCUAGUACCAAAUAAAUGUCUCACAAGCCGUGUCUAAUUUCUUUUAAUUCGUCUGAUUCAGAAAAAAGUUGUACAAAGAACAUUAUCCAAGUUACAAAAUUAAGAAAGUGGCAUACUAUUUAAAGACAACUUAUAAUAAAAAUGGCAAAUCUUGUAUCACCUUCACAUAUGUGAUCCUAAUUCGCAAGUAACUUUUGCAAAGUUACAACUUUAUUAAAAAAAAAAAAAAAAAAAAAAAAA
Chenopodium quinoa (quinoa) is the source of this 943-nucleotide messenger RNA. RefSeq names its product cell wall / vacuolar inhibitor of fructosidase 1-like. Gene Ontology annotation, biological process: negative regulation of catalytic activity. Lineage: Eukaryota; Viridiplantae; Streptophyta; Magnoliopsida; Caryophyllales; Amaranthaceae. Gene Ontology annotation, molecular function: enzyme inhibitor activity. The record is from RefSeq and is a predicted model, not a curated record. The transcript has a single exon. The coding region runs from base 111 to 644 and encodes 177 amino acids.